AGUUUAAUUACCUACAACUCAUGCGUGUCUACUUCCUUCCCAACUAAAUUAAGCUUUUCUUUCCUCCAAUAUCUCUAAUCCCCCAUCAACGAUGGCAGCUGAAGUUGGGCACAAGGAGGAAACGAAGACUAGUGUGAAAAUCACUGCCAAAACCCAUGUCAUGCCCAUCAAGAAACUCGGAAGAAGGGAAUGUCAGUUGGUGACAUUUGAUCUUCCCUACUUGGCUUUCUACUACAACCAAAAGUUGCUGUUUUACAGAGCCAGUGACUUUGAGGCGAUUGUGGGGAAACUUAAAGAUGGGCUUGCCCUUGUUUUGGAGGACUUCUAUCAGCUGGCCGGGAGGCUUGGCAAAGAUGAGGAGGGGGUCUUUAGGGUCGAGUAUGACGAUGAUAUGGACGGCGUGGAGGUCGCCGAGGCCGUCGCCGAGGGGAUCGAAAUUGCUGAUCUGACGGUCGACGAGGGCAGCACCACUUUGAAGGACUUGAUACCAUACAACGAAGUCUUGAACUUGGAGGGUCUCCGUAGGCCUCUCUUGGCACUUCAGUUAACCAAGCUGAAAGACGGACUCGCAAUUGGGUGCGCAUUCAACCACGCGAUCCUCGACGGGACCUCCACGUGGCACUUCAUGAGCUCAUGGGCCGAGAUCUGCGGCGGGACCCACUCUAUCUCGGUCCCACCUUUCCUCGACCGCACCAAAGUCCGCAGCACGCGCGUGAAGCUCGACCUCUCGCUCCCCUCUGACCCACUCGCUUCAUCCAACGGCAACGGAAACGGAAAGCUGCCUCCACAACUCAGGGAGAAGAUUUUCAGGUUCUCGGAGGCUGCCAUCGACAAGAUCAAGUCAAAAGUCAACGAAAACCCUCCCUCAUCGGACAGCUCAAAACCAUUCUCCACAUUCCAGUCACUCUCCGUUCAUAUCUGGCGCCAUGUAACCCAUGCACGUGAACUGAAGCCCGAAGACUACACAGUCUUCACCGUCUUCGCGGAUUGCCGGAAACGGGUGGAUCCACCGAUGCCGGCGAGCUACUUCGGUAACCUAAUCCAAGCAGUGUUCACCGUCACGGCAGCCGGGUUGUUAUCGGCUAACCCGCCAGAGUUUGGGGCGUCGAUGAUUCAGAAAGCGAUAGAAAUGCACAACGCAAAGACGAUUGAGGAGCGGAACAAAGAGUGGGAGAGCUCACCGAAGAUCUUCGAGUUUAAGGAUGCGGGAGUGAACUGCGUGGCGGUGGGGAGCUCACCGAGGUUCAAGGUGUACGAGGUGGAUUUCGGGUGGGGGAAGCCGGAGGGUGUGAGGAGUGGGUCCAACAACAGGUUUGAUGGGAUGGUGUAUAUGUACCAGGGGAAGAGUGGUGGGAGGAGCAUCGAUGUUGAGAUUAGCUUGGAGGCAGUGACUAUGGAGAGGCUGGAGAAGGAUCAGGAGUUUCUUAUGGAGCUCUAGAAGAAGAAGAAGAAGAAGAAGAGUGCGUACUAAUAUUUAAUUAAGCUAGGGCUUAGGGGUGGUGUAGGUGGUUGAUUAAUUAGUUGAUAGAAGCUGCCGCUGUGAUUUUAGUUUUCAUGGAGGAGUUGAAAUUCUAAAAUCAGAAUAGCAGUGAUGUCACUGAUGUCAUGUUAAGGUGGAGUUUGUGCUUUGCUUGCUUCUUUUCUUUUCAUUUCAUAUGGCUUUUCCUUUGGGCUUGUGAUGAUAUAUAUGUGUGGAUUGUGGACUCUAUUCAAAAAUUCGGAUGGGUGGGCCAUUGGGCCUUCAUUGCUGUC
This is a messenger RNA of Corylus avellana, 1752 nucleotides long. Its product is annotated as BAHD acyltransferase DCR. Lineage: Eukaryota; Viridiplantae; Streptophyta; Magnoliopsida; Fagales; Betulaceae. The record is from RefSeq and is a predicted model, not a curated record.